Trypanosoma theileri is the source of this 1095-nucleotide messenger RNA. RefSeq lists its product as uncharacterized. The transcript has a single exon. The record is from RefSeq and is a predicted model, not a curated record. Bases 1 to 1095 code for a protein of 364 amino acids. Lineage: Eukaryota; Euglenozoa; Kinetoplastea; Trypanosomatida; Trypanosomatidae.
AUGCUCCUCACGGAUGAACACGCCGCGCUGUUGGCCAAGUACUACGGCACGGUUCAGCUCAGCGGCGAGCAAAAGGAUCUUCUCAUUGAAAAGUAUUGGGAGGCGAACAGAGAAGAGCGAAGUGAGAUCGCCCGGGCCUACGCCGUGCUCUUCGCCACCGACGCCACCUUCAUGCAGCGGCUGAUGGCCUAUUACGAUACACACAUCGCCGCAAUAACACACAGAGGAAAAGCCAACGGACGGCAGAGUCUCGCCGCAGCCGCAGCAGAGGAGGGACGAGAAGAUACACAUACUUCCUCACGAUAUACAAAUGCCGCUGGUGAAGAUAAUAAUAAUUAUAAUAAUAAUAAUAAUAAUCAUAAUAAUAAUAAUCAACAACAACCGCAAAGGGCACCACGAUCUACUAAAUCAUCUGGUGGGAGUACAUUAACACACGCGCAGUUACUUUUACGCACGGCCAUUCAAGAUCAAUAUGUGAAACUCACCGGUGAUGGUCCCUUUCCUGUUUCCUUCGGUCUUGUGCAAACAGAAGAGGAACGGCGUGAGGCGGUGGAACUGUAUUCUAUGCAAUUUCAAUAUCCAGAUCCACCAGAACUGCAACGAUUGGUGAUUCUCCCACAGUCUCUCUCCACACGUACGAGACGAAGAGCGAAGGGAGGAUAUACGUGGUAUCUCCGCUCCAAUACCACAAAUGAAAUGGUGUGUGCAGUUACGAUAAAAGCACAUCACUACGAUACACAACACUUUGUGGAAGUUCCUCUUUUCGCAACGGGUGUAGGAUAUAAAAAGAAUGGUUUUGGUAGAUUAUUAAAUGCUGCUCUUUCUCAAUGGUGUGCAGAGGCAGGAUUUGAGUUUAUGAUGAUUUCUGCAGAUGUGCAGGCAAUUCCCUUCUGGUCACAUCUUGGAUAUACUUCCAUGUCCAAAAGUGAACUCACCCGUAUAGCCUUUUAUUAUGAACAUAAUUGUUAUAAAUUUAAAGGAGCAGAAGCGAUGAUUAAAUAUUGCAAGGAAUUAACGAAAAGAGAAAUAGCGAUGGCACUGGAAAGGAUGCCAAAAAUUGUAGUGGUGGGAUCGGUGAGUUUACCAAAUCCAUAA